AUGUCUAGACCGGAAUACACAGCUCCGCCAGAGAUUUUCUAUAACGACGAUGAGUCGACCAAGUAUACACAGAAUACCCGUGUGCAGCAGAUCCAGGCCGCAAUGACCCUGCGUGCCCUUGAGCUGUUGAACAUCCCCCAGGGCCAACACAUUCUGGACAUUGGCUGCGGGUCGGGUCUUUCGGGCGAGAUUCUGACGGAAGAAGGCCAUUAUUGGGUUGGCAUGGACAUUUCAGCCUCAAUGCUCGGUAACGCUUUGGAUCGCGAAGUUGAAGGCGAUCUCUUUUUGGCAGAUAUGGGGGCAGGCGUUCCAUUUCGUGCCGGCACAUUUGAUGCCGCCAUCUCUAUCUCUGCUAUCCAGUGGCUGGGCAAUGCCGAUAGCUCGCAUUCGAACCCACGCCAUCGGCUGCAGCGGUUUUUUCAGACACUCUAUGCCAGUCUGAAGCGCGGCGGCAAAGCCGUGUGCCAGUUUUACCCUACAGGGCAAAAGCAGCUUGACAUGAUCUUAGAAGCGGCCAAAGUAACCGGGUUUGGCGGUGGUGUGGUCAUUGACAAUGCCGACAGCAAGAAGAACAAAAAAUACUACUUGGUUCUCGCGGCUGGCGAAGGCGAAGAGGGAUUGAACCUGCAGGGCAUCCAAGUUGAGGAAGGAAAGAAGCGAGCCCGGAAGGGCGUGGAGACCCGUCGCGAGUUCAUUGCCCGCAAAAAGGAGACUAUGCGCAAACGAGGUAAAAUUGUCCACUUGGACUCUAAAUUCACUGGCCGCAAGCGUCGGACCAGAUUCUAA
Wickerhamiella sorbophila is the source of this 786-nucleotide messenger RNA. RefSeq lists its product as hypothetical. The coding region runs from base 1 to 786 and encodes 261 amino acids. Lineage: Eukaryota; Fungi; Ascomycota; Dipodascomycetes; Dipodascales; Trichomonascaceae. Gene Ontology annotation, biological process: rRNA (guanine-N7)-methylation. The transcript has a single exon. Gene Ontology annotation, cellular component: nucleolus. The record is from RefSeq and is a predicted model, not a curated record. Gene Ontology annotation, molecular function: rRNA (guanine) methyltransferase activity.